GAGGCAUAUCUGCAAAACGAAGGCAAGAAAAGAUAGCCAUGGAAGCAAAAAGCAUCCUACACAUGAACAAUGGCAAUGGGGAAUCAAGCUAUGCCAGCAACUCGACUGUUGCAGAAAGUGCAAUGAGGAAAGCUCUGCCAAUUUUAAAUAAUACAAUCAAGGAAAUGGCUAAUCGUGACAUCAUCUUCAUACAUUGUUUCAAAAUGGCAGAUCUAGGAUGCUCCUCAAGCACAAAUUCACUACUUGUUGCAUCUUAUGUUAUCAAUAUAAUUCAUGGCUUAUGUGAAGAAAAAAAUCGUAGAACACCUCAAUUUGAAUUGUACUUAAAUGACCUUUUCGAAAACGAUUUCAAUACCCUUUUCAGAAUGUUACCAAAAUUUUAUUCGGGCCUUAAGAAAGAGAAUGGAGAACACUUUGGCCAUUGUUUUGUUUCAGCUACCCCUGGUUCAUUCUAUGGUAGACUAUUUCCAAACAAAAGUUUGCACCUUGUUCGUUCGACAUACGGUGUCCAUUGGCUUUCCCAGGUUCCUGUUGGCGUUGAAAACAACACAUCCAAUAUAUACAUUGCCAAAUCAAGUCCACCAAAUGUGCUUAAAGCAUAUCAAAAUCAAUUUGAUACUGACUUUAGUACCUUUUUACAACUGCGCUCUGAAGAAGUAAUAAAAGGUGGAUGCAUGGUGUUAACAAUUCUUGGCCGGAGUAUUAAUGAUCCAACCAGUGAUGAUUGUUGCAGUUUUUGGGAGUUACUAGCACAAUCACUUGUGGAUAUGCUCAAAGAGGGUCUCAUCCAAGAAUCAGAAUUGAACUCAUUUAAUGUGCCAUAUUAUAGUCCAUGUGAGGAUGAAGUUAGGAAUGCCGUACAUAAUGAAGGAUCAUUUUUCCUUGAUAACCUGAGUGUUUUUCAAAUCAACUGGGAUCCACAUGACACAGAUUAUACAAAUAUGAAAGAUUUUGAGGAGCCCAGCCAUAUCCAUGGCAAAACCACUGCAAAAAUCAUGAGAGCAGUUACGGAACCACUGUUGACAUCUCAUUUUGGAAGUUCCAUAAUUAAUGUCCUGUUUGAGAAGUAUGAAAAGCGUGUGGCACUACAUCUUGCAAACAAAAAAACAAGGCACUUUAAUAUAGUCAUUUCAUUGUCUAGAAAAUAAAAUUAUUUAUUUGGUCAUUUCAACUUUUGUUAUUGUAAUCUAUUAAAAAUAAGCAUAAUCCACCAUCUUCGAAAUUAUAUUUA
Molecule: messenger RNA, 1231 nt
Organism: Lactuca sativa (garden lettuce)
Lineage: Eukaryota; Viridiplantae; Streptophyta; Magnoliopsida; Asterales; Asteraceae
Product: benzoate carboxyl methyltransferase
Molecular function (GO): methyltransferase activity
Source: RefSeq, a predicted model, not a curated record